AUGUCACCCGAAGAUUAUUCUGACAUAUCCUCACCUCUGAGCUCUCCUCCCAGCUCGCCUUUAUCUUCUCCUCCAAGUUCACCCAUUCUACCACCUGGAUGGCAGACCUCUACUCUUACGCCCCCACCUUCGCAACAUGCUGGCGACGACAUGCCCCCUCCACGUAAGCGCAGGAAGAUCGAACCCAAGAUUCGCACCACACAACAUCUAGACCUCACUUCUGACAUUGCGCAAUCUGACUAUGACCGAGUCGAGGCACUGGACACGCUGCUGAAAGCUCUCAGAAAUCGGAGGAAAAUUGUGGUUGUUGCAGGGGCCGGCAUCUCUGUUUCAGCAGGAAUCCCCGACUUCAGAUCAUCCGAUGGCCUUUUCACAAGCUUGCGCGGUGAGCACAAGCUCAAAGGUUCCGGCAAAAUGCUCUUCGAUGCUUCAGUCUACAAAGAUGACCAUUCCACCUCCAGUUUUCACGACAUGGUCCGUAAGCUAUCCAAGCUGUCUGGAAACGCCAAGCCAACUGCUUUCCAUCGCUUCCUUGCCAGGUUGUCCACCGAAGGCCGACUAUUGCGCUUGUAUACUCAGAAUGUAGAUGGUCUGGAAAGCUCGCUGCCACCUCUGGCAACACAAGUCCCCCUAAACCACAAAGCACCCUGGCCACAAACCAUCCAGUUACACGGAGGACUCGAGAAAAUGAUGUGCCAGAAAUGUAGACACAUUUCCGACUUUCAGGCCCAUCUUUUCGAGGGACCGACCCCUCCACUAUGUCCCCAAUGUGUAGCAGCAGAUACACUUCGAACUGCCCACGCUGGCAAAAGGAGCCAUGGGGUUGGAAGACUACGCCCAAGAAUCGUCCUUUACAAUGAGCACAAUCCUGAUGACGAAGCAAUUGGAGCGGUCACCACAGCUGACUUUCGCACCAGACCAGAUGCGGUCGUGGUGGUUGGUACAAGCAUGAAAAUCCCCGCAGUCCGAAGGAUUGUUCAUGAAAUGUGCCAAAUAGUUCGAGAUCGACGGGAGGGGACCACAAUUUGGAUCAACCGAGAUCCUGUGCCUCCAGGCAAAGAUCUCGAAAAUCUGUGGGAUCUGGUUGUGAAGGCCGACAGUGACGAGGUAGCUCGGUUGGCUGGUCUGAGAGAAUGGGACGACGAAAGGCCAGAUGUCAAAGAGAACUACACAGACGCAGACCUUGAAAAGGUCAAAUCUUCUCAAGGCAGUAUUGAAGUGGUUAUUCCGCCAUCACCGAAGAAGGUCGAGAGGCCUGUUCAACGGUUACUUCCUUCUCCAGUACUUUAUACGAUGACUCCACCACGAAGUCAGAAUGGAGACGCUCCUCGGACACCCUCAAAAACGCCUCGAACCCCCAAUGGAUCGCCGUUAAAGAUCAAACUGCACGUCACAUCACGAAGCGAAAAGAUAGACAAAGUGAGGAAGACUCAACUCAAAAAUGCCGCAAGCAAUGGAAGGAAAAUUGCAGAUGUCCUUGGAAAGGAGAAUCAGACUAAAUCCACUCUCAAGUCUAAGACAUCGCUCAACAGGCGACCGAAAGUCACCAAAAUCCGUGCUUCCAACAAUUCCAACAAUCAGACACGAAUUACCGCUACACACAGGAUCACUAAGUCUACGGUGACGAGUGUUAUGGCUCCCAAAAAGCAUUCCCCCGAGCCAUUAUCUCCACGUCGGCAUUCAAAUGAGACGGUUCAUCCCAUUGAGAAGUCUGAAUACUCGAGUGUAGAGGCCAGUCCAGCUCCAGAAACACCUCCAUCUUUACCAGGUCACGACUGGGGUAACCCACACACCGUCUCACCGAGCGGAAGGGUGCCGAGCGACAUGAUCAAGCUCUUAAAUUAA
Exophiala aquamarina CBS 119918 is the source of this 1845-nucleotide messenger RNA. RefSeq lists its product as uncharacterized. Lineage: Eukaryota; Fungi; Ascomycota; Eurotiomycetes; Chaetothyriales; Herpotrichiellaceae. Gene Ontology annotation, molecular function: histone deacetylase activity, NAD-dependent; NAD+ binding. The record is from RefSeq and is a predicted model, not a curated record. Gene Ontology annotation, biological process: regulation of DNA repair; negative regulation of transcription by RNA polymerase II; pericentric heterochromatin formation. The transcript has a single exon. Gene Ontology annotation, cellular component: mating-type region heterochromatin. Bases 1 to 1845 code for a protein of 614 amino acids.